Molecule: messenger RNA, 7132 nt
Organism: Pelobates cultripes (western spadefoot toad)
Lineage: Eukaryota; Metazoa; Chordata; Amphibia; Anura; Pelobatidae
Source: the annotation of a GenBank genome assembly
GACAGACACAGCCGCAGGCUUCCCCAAACUCCGGCCCUCCAGAUGUUGCUGAACUACAACUCCCAUGAUUCUAUGAAUGAAAUAGAUAGGCUGAGAAUCAUGGGAGUUGUAGUUCAGCCACUUCUGGAGGGCCAGAGUUUUGGGAAGCCUGGCCUAGAGGCUUUUAUUUAAUUAUGCACCUAGUAUCGGUCAUAUACCAGAGAUACAUCUCCAAAAUGCAUAGAAGAAGCACAUGCUUGAACUGGCCAAUGCAGGCAUUGUUGUUAAUGGGCAACCAGCCCAGACAAGCUGGCAAAGCUGCCUUUCACUGUGUGCCAAGCUCACAUGCCCCCUUUUUGGGUUUGUCUUUCCUACAUGUAUCAAUGCAGACCAAGCGCACACCUCAACUCUGGUCUGUCUUGCAAAUGUCAUACUACUAGUGCUGGGAAGUAUCUGACAACAAUGGGAUCUGCCAUCGAGGAGAAAUGGAAGUCACGUCUUGGUACAUUGCUGCAGACAGAGUGGAGAGAAAUCCAAAGUAUGGGUAUGAUUCAUAUGUACAUAUUUUUGUGUUCAUGUUUUUGAAAACGCUAAUGUCCCUUUAAACAUAUAAAGAAGGUAGAACUGUAUGCCGUUUGGGAAGACAUGUAACGACCGGCUGCAAUCACAAGUGUCUAAAGAAGACUUAUAGCUGGACUGCGUAACCAGUCCAACUCUAAUGCCCAGAUACCACAACCUGUGUAUAUUCUGAUGGCACUUUUACGUACUGGUUAGUUUGGAAAUCUCAGGAAUUCCCUUUCUGUGUUAAGCCAUUCAUUUUGCCAUUUAUUACAAAUUGACUGCGCUACAACAAAUAUCUUUAGAAAGCCUGAGAUUAAUAAUUAAAGGCUCUGCCCAGCUGCAACAAACACUGUGUUCAACAUAACAUCAAACUCAUAGAACACUUCAAAUACACCAGCAACGUUCAGAAAGCUAUAACUUUAACUAGGGAUGGGCAAUGUAAGCCCUUUUUGACAUUUGACUACAUUUUCAAAAAUUACUGUAGUCAAUAGCAGCUGGGGAAGCCAGACCCACCUCUUUUUAAAGUGGAACCGCCAACCAAACUGUACUUCCCAGGUACGUGUAUACAAAAUUAGUAUAUUAAAGGAACAUUAAAGUCACCUAAAUUACUAAAUAAAGCAGUUUUAGUGUAUAGAUCAUUCCCCUGCAAUUUCACUGCUCAAUUCACUGCCAUUUAGGAGUUAAAUCACUUUGUUUCUGUUUAUGCAGCCCUAGCCACACCUCCCCUGGCUAUGAUUGACAGAGCCUGCAUGGAAAAAAAAAACUGGUUUCACUUUCAAACAGAUGUAAUUUACCUUAAAUAAUUGUAUCUCAAUCUCUAAAUUGAACUUUAAUCACAUGCAGGAGGCUCUUGCAGGGUCUAGCAAGCUAUUAACAUAGCAGGGGAUAAGACAAUUUUAAUUAAACAGAACUUGCAAUAAAGAAAGCCUAAAUAGGGCUCUCUUUACAGGAAGUGUUUAUGGAAGGCUGUGCAAGUCACAUGCAGGGAGGUGUGACUAGGGUUCAUAAACAAAGGGAUUUAACUCCUAAAUGGCACAGGAUUGAGCAGUGAGGCUGCAGGGCCAUGUUCUAUACACCAAAAAUGCUUCAUUAAGCUAAAGUUGUUCAGGUGACUAUAGUGUCUCUUUAAAUUAGUAUAGGCUACCUGUGUCAAUGUGAAAGCGUUAGACAAUGAUUAAUUUGCAGCCACAUACUCCUAUAACUCAGUGCUAAAGCCCUCGCUUGCAUGGCGUGCGGAUUCGGCGCAUGCAUGUGCCGUAAAAAAAUUUACACAUAUAAUAAGGAAGUGACUUCACAAAUAGAGGAGGUGUGUAUGGGGAGCCAGGGAAAUCCUAUGACUAUGUUUUUUUUUUUUUUUAACAAAACACUUUGAGAAAAAACAGAGAGACUUCACUAAUGUUCUCCUAGCUCUUUAAAAACUGUAGUAGUUAUGGUACUUGGAAUUUCUUUUCAAGGUAGAUGUAAUUCCAGAAAAGGCAAUGUUUUAAACCAACUGAGACAGAAAUCAGACUAUAAAAUAUGACGAGCCUAGCCAAAGAUCUCAGAUUUUGCAUUAUAACAAACUGUACAAAAGACAUGUUACAACAUUGCUCAUUAUUUAUAAAAACAAUUUAUACUACAUAUUCAUUUUUAGAAAAUGGACUACAUUUUUUUUAAAAAAAUAUAUAAUUUAUUAUAAUGUUAUUUACUGCUGUAGAUAUUAAUGAUGAUUUAAAAAAAAAAAAUUUUUGUAGGGGGAAAUAAAAGGCUUUUCUGUUCCGCAGCAUUCUAAAUCAGAUGGUGCUGCGUAAAAUGAGAUGGUCUGCAGAACAGGGCUAUUUCCCUUUUGUUACAGCUCAGGAAUGCUUGUGUACCGAGCAGAAAUGCAUGAAUGACACUGUGAGGCGUAGCAGACACUCAGCAUAUUUACAGCAGGUGGCACUGCUUUCUGGCUGUCUCGGCGGUUGCUAAGGCAAUUUGUGGGUCUCCAGGCAGGUUGCCGUGGAAGCAGAGUUAAAGUGCAAUCUCUUAUCAGGUAAGCCUUUGCUUCUACUUCACAUUUAAGCUGUAGACACAACUUGCAAAAAAACCAAACAAAACACCCACGUGGGCAAGGUGAGAUUAGGGAAGGAUUAUUAUUGGAGGGGUAAAGACACACACCAUAAUCUUCAUUAUGUCUUGUGCACCGUGCAGUUGAUAGAUCUACUGUGAAAAUGCAGAACUUCGGGGUAUGAGGCACUAGUGCUAAUUCAUUCAUUUACUCUCUGUGUCAUAGAAAUACAUAUAUAAAAAGAAAAUGCCCUUUGUGCAAUGAUUGCUAAAAUGUAUCUGAACCUCAAAGUGUGCUCAGUCUAUAGUAUUUUUCUUGCUGUUUUCUAAAAACAAUAAAAGGUAUUGUGACUUUAAGCCAAACAAACAUUUUGUGUACAAGUAGUAUUGAGUGGGUAAUGUAAUUAUUUAUAAAAAAUAAUAAAUGUAGAUGGGUUACAUAAGUGAUCUUAAUGACUUGUGAAUUGCCUUACUAUAAUUUCCUCUUCUACUAUUACCUGGACGUCUCCCAUAACCAUUUUCACCACUACAUUUUCUGGUUUCAUUCCAGCACCAGGCACAAGAUGACAUCUACACAUUCUCUGUGGACGUGGAAGCCUGUGGCACAAGAUGAGCUUUUUGCCCGUGGCUACCACACCUGCACAGUGAUAAGAGGAAAGCUAUAUAUUUUUGGGGGUGUUAAGUCUGGAGACCCUAAAGCUGUUCCACUUGGUGAUGUAGUGGCAUUUGAUCCUGAGCAGAUGAUUGUACAGAGUACAACUCAUCAAGAUGCCUUUAAACGAAGCCACCAUGAUGCGGUAGAGCUAGGAGACCGGUGGCUGUGUGUGGUUGGAGGAUGGGAUGGCUCUCGAAGAGUGUCCUCCGUUUUCCCCUAUGACACAGAAAAAGAGGAGUGGGAACCUUGGGAGGAAGCCCCCACAAACAACCCACCAGUAGGACUCAGCAGUCACACAUGUACCAAGAUCUCUGACUACGAGCUACGGGUGGUUGGAAGAGAAGGAGGGCUACGCAUGCAGAGGCGUUACGCCAGCAUAUACACCCUUAGGGUCAAUACCAGCACCAAAAAAUACUGGUAAGUGUUAUUAGUACUAUGAUAAUGUGCAGUUAGUAAUAUGCUGAGUGUCAGAUAAGGAUCACCCGUAUCAAGCCAAUCCUUCCUGAUCAAUGUAGUGGCCACGAAUAAGAAAUAACAGCCAGUGUGAACUGGCAGCCAGGAGGGACACAACUUAAAAAAUGAUUUAACCUUGCAAGGUAAGAACAUGCCCAUUGACUCUAGCCCCCAGAACAACUUAAUUUAGAGGAAAUUCUUAUGGGGGGGAUGUAGUGGGGCCCAAUAGUCUCUUAAAAUAUACAUUGUUAUUUGUUAGAUUUGGAGGUUGGAGGGGUAGUCUUUAAUAUAUUCUAAUCAAACAGCAUCUCAAGUAUUAAUACUCUAGUAACUGUCUGACCUUUUCCAGGUAUAAAGAAGAGGAAUCCCGCACAGCAUCUCGGUCAGGUCAUGCUGCAGUCCUGUUGCCAAGCGAUACCACUUCUACAAAAACAUCUGGGUAUUCCCUUUAUGUCUUUGGUGGAAGAGAAUCAUCAUCAGUUGACUUUGCUGGUCAGUGGAACAAAGACAAAAUCCAGGUAGGUUUCAUCAGCUGUCUUGUAAUUACAGGAUACAGUGAAUAGAGCAAAAGGGCAUGAUAUCAAUUUGGAGGGUGGAAGACCGAAGUAGCAAGUGUACAUUUUAGGAAAUCCUUCCUCUUUCCUGAUUUAAUAAAACAUACACUUUACUGAAAUGGGUAGUAGUUAACAGUAUAGUGUUUAAGUAGCAAAAGCUAAAGGUGAUAAAGAAAGAGUAGUAGAUACCUUGAGUAGCCUUCCAGUGGAAAGGUUAAAGGAUCACGUCACACAAAAUAAUAUUAUCAUUAGGGGUAUAUAUUGAAAGAGCUUGCAAAAGCUACAGUUCUAGGGGCAUUUCCAAGCCCUCCCCUAUUUCCCUGGAAGAGAUUGUCCGUAUUUUCACAGGUAAAUAGCCAAUAAGACGUUUCUCAUUGAGAAGCCACCAACUGUGCGUGAGUGUCUGGUCUGAGGUCUGUGAGUACCACGGGUGGAGGAGGCAGGCAUGUUCAACAAAAGAGCGCCUGCCAUUUCCACUGGCUUAGAGUAGCUAACAGAGGAAGGAAAAAAAAAACGUCCCUGGCUGUGAGGUAUUCCGUAAUUUAAUUAUAAAAGUGAUUUCUCAUAGAAUUCAAUAAUAUUAUAAACUGGAAGCAAAAUAGAAUACUUCUCACUGAUGAAGUACAGCAAGUUGAAGUACUUAAUGGGUGUGGAAUGGUCAUUUAAAGGGUUACUCCAACCUACAUGACCACUCUAACCCUAGAGACGGGCCAAAUCAUAUGAUUAUGAGAAGUAUUUGAUUGGACCGCUAAAGGGUAAAAUGCAUUGUGUGACAUCGGACGGUGAGUGGAAGAACCUUGCUCUGCUCUUGAUUCAAGGUAAGUCUAUUACUCUUUUACAGGUUUUGUUGUUUUAAUUAAAAAGGUGUAAAAAGGAUGGUGGACGGGUGAACAAGCUACUAGUGCCCAAUAUUUACCAUAAAAAAAAGUUUAGAUUAACCAUUUAAAAGCUAUUGCUGGUAUAGCAAGGAUGUUAGAUACAUGGAAUAGCCUUUCAGUGGAAGCAGGAAAAGGUGAUCACAACAGAGGAGCAAUACCAGAUACUUUGAUUAGCCCUCCAGUUGAUUUAUGAAAACCAAACAGUGCUUUAGAACGGGGUAUAGAUACCUGGAAUAAUUUUUCUAAUAAAGUUAACACAUACAUAGAAGAAUAGUAGUUGUCUGGAAUAGCCUUGCCGUGGAGGUAGUAAAAGCUAAAAGUGAUACAGAAAUCACCUUGUGAGGUAAUGUAAUAAAGGCUAACAGCAAUAUAAAAAGAUAGUAGACACAUGCAACAGCUUCCCAGUGAAUCUAAUCUUAACACACUGAAGAAAUGGGAUAAUGGCUGGAAUAUGCAUUAGGCAAUCCCAAAGCCCAAAUCAGUAAACUUUUGCCAUAACGAGACAAGUAAGGUCUAUUACUCCUCAUUUUCCAUCAAAAGAUAGGUACCUUAGGGGAGGUCUGUUUAAUAAAGCAGAGAAAACGAUUAAUGCAUAAUUCAACAAGCCUGCUUAAUUCUGUCACAGGUGAGAGCGGGCCAUUGUCCAAAACUGACAGAGCAGCUGGCAAGACUUGUUAACAGAGAUGGCAUCAGUCGAACUGCACCAAAAGGUCUAAAGCACCAUUCGUGUUCCCUCAUUGGCCCCUUCCUGGUUGUGUUUGGAGGAGAAAGUCUAAGUAAAAGCCGAGAUGCCAUCUGCAAUGACCUCUUCAUCUAUGACACACGUGCGUGUUCUUAUUUUAUCUGGUUGUUGUCUUCACAAAUAGUUUUAUUUUAGAUCAAGGCAAAUUAGAGAUUUAUUAAUUGGUCAGUGAGAGAAAAACAAUUAUUACUGGUAUUUAUAUAGCGCCAGCAUAUUCUGUAGCGCUUUACAAUAUUAUCAGAGUGGGAGAUUUAACGAUAAAUUAGACAAUUACAAAACCUUACAGGAACAGUAGGUUAAAGAGAACCCUACUCAAAUGAUCUUACUUCCUAUGGAUUACUACACUUUAGAAACUAAAAAGGGAAAGUAAUUAUUCAGGUUGUGCCUUGCUGUUUAUAAAGACAGACAAGAUUACUCAGGUGAUGCCUUACUGUUACUGCAUGACAGAUCAGAUGAGGAAUAGGUAGAAAGUUUGUGCUAGAUUACCUUUUUUUUUUUUUUUUUGCAAUAUGGUGUUUAUUGUGGUGGUAGAGCUCCACCUACUGGCAUAUUUAAGUAUAGUUAGAGAAGAGGAAAGGGUACUGAUGCAAUACACAACACUGUGAAAAACGUAUAAUUUCUCUCUCUCUUUGAAGGCUGCUCCCCUCCAUCCUGGUUUCACUUUCCUGGGUCCGAUAAUCGCCUUAAGAGAGUUGGUCACAGAACGUGCCUGGUUAACGACAGUCUUUAUUUGGUGGGAGGAUUUGGUGCAGACGGAAAGACUCCGUGCUCGGAUAUAUGUGUACUGGACUUUCUCCAAUGACGGGCACAUCCAACCAUGCCUCGAUUCACUCACAAUGUUAAACAGAAUAAACAAUUACCACCUUAUAAUGUGUAAUGUGAGUCACAGCUAGAUAUUUUAGAAUAAGAAAUUAUUUUUCACUACUUCCUAUUUUUGUAAAGCAACUGUGAAUUAUAAUUUGGAUUGAGUCAAGGGGUAUUCAUUUAGUAUAGAGUCAGAAUAAAAUAUCUAUUAAACAAAGGCUUACUCAUGGGAUGGCAUGAAGCUUUGACCAAGUAUCUGUAGUUCCACAUCUGAAGUCUAUCUUUGGCCCAGCUUUUGUAGCACUGGGAUGUGUGCCUCUCCAUUAUUGCAGGAAUGUUAUGUGUAGUGGACAUUUUCAGUACUGUAUGUAACUGUGUGUGUAUAAUAUACAGGCACACACAACCAUAUAGAAGAAUUGGAAGAGGAUGAAGAAACACAAUGGGGAAGCCCUCCUAAGUACCCCUUCUCUACUUUUAG